GCCUCUGACGCUUAUGAUGUCAAUGUUUCUGCAAUUUGUCACUGUCUUCUCAUCGACUGAACUGAUGAUUGGGUUCAAACAAUGAAAAUUAAUCUGGUACUUUAGACACCUCGGAAUUAGCAGUUCAUCAUGUUUGGCGCAUGGUGCUUAUAUUGGUUUCCUUGUGUGUAAUGGUAGAUAAACUGUGACGUCUUCUCCACGUCUUCUUGUUACCGUUGUGUUCACAACCUGCAUCAUGGGCAAGUUACAGGACUUCUGUAUACGACUUGACAACUCCAGGACGGUGUACACGUCGGGGGAAGUGGUGUCGGGGAUGGUUGUCGUUACCAUUAGCGAGCCCAUGAAAAUGAGAGGGAUACGAGUGACCUUUCAAGGCAAGGCAGGGGUCAACUGGAAGGAGACGGCCAACCAGGACGACGACGACAGUAAGAAGACCGUCGUUGUCCACUUCAACGCAGAGGAGAUCUACAUCAACGAGAGGAAGCUGCUAUGGGGGGAAGAUUCUGACAAGGACUUCUCGGCAUUCCUCCCUGCCGGGCAUUAUGAGUUCCCGUUCAGCGUCCCCCUCCCUAAAAACCUCCCAUGUUCCUUUGAGGGAGACCAUGGCUGCGUCAACUACAAGGUCAAGGCCACAAUAGACAAGCCGUGGAAAAGAGACCACAACGUCAAGAUGUUCUUCACCGUACUCGGCAUGUACGACCUCAACGACGACCCACACGCCAGUGAGCCCAUCAUGCACUCUGCUGAACAGACCGUGUGUUGCGGGUGCUGUAAAGCCGGCUACUUCUCACUAAACUACCACAUCGACCGCCGCGGGUUCGUCCCCGGAGAGGAGAUCCCUAUCAUGGUGGAGGUGAAGAACAAGUCGAACAGCAGACUCCUGUCCGAGGUCAAGUUCAAAAUGGUGACGACGUAUUUCGCCCAUGAUGACUCCAAGAAGCAGGAGGAGGAACUGGACAGGUUCGACAUGGACCCCGUAUCCCCUAAUAGCUCGGGGGUGCUGAAGACCACGGUAGAUAUCCCGCCUACACCACCCUCACAUCUCAUGGGCUGCAACAUCAUCGACGUGGACUACAUUGUCAGGUUGAAAAUAGCACCUGACGGCUGCAACUGUGACAGCAUCGAGUUCCACGACGAGAUACUCAUCGGCACAAUCCCACUACGUCACGUGGUGGCCCGGAUGCUAGGUGGAGAAGGAUUAUUCAACCUAACAGGUGACCUCGAGCAAACCAAUCUUCCCUCACCGGGUGCGACGCCAUUUCCAUGCAACGGCACGUCGGGGUCGGCAGCCACGCCCAUUCAGAGCCCAGGUUCUCUUACUGUGCCAGCAACAACGUCCGGCAUCGCCAGCAUAGCAAUGCCACCGCCUGUGUAUGCCAAAUGCGCCCACAUCAAAAGUAGCAAGCUAGAUGACGACGAUGUAGCGACGUCGGGAGAUGCGUUCACGCCUCAGUAUACGUUCUACAACUGGAAGCAGCUUGUGGCCCGGAUGAAGCAGCAGGCUUGUGAUCCACCACGUGACCAGGUGAUAGUGAGGGACGAGACAGACGUCAGUGUCAACACAAACGUUGUCACUGAAAACAGCGCAACACCGGAACGAGAACAUCCUAAUGGUUCUGGAACUUCAGAAAGUGAAGUGAAGGUUAAGCUAAAUUCUAUACAAGACACAAACAUGACCGUGCGCUUCGACACUACUUUGCAUGAACUAAACACAGAUGACGACGAGAUACUAUAGAGUGGAUAUAUAUGUUCAUUGCCAAUGUGGCCUGUUGCAUGGUAACGAUGUUAAGCAACUGAGGAAGAAAACAAUAUCCAGUCAACAAUCUUAACGGUCAUAUACCGAUGACCUGGUACUCUGUUGACGUAUAAAAAUGAAGGUCAGUCCCGUGCAGGAUAUUUGCACAGUUGUCGAUCUGCAUUUAUAUGUUAUAAGCUACUGAUUAUGGAUAACCAAACAUGUAACGAAAACAAACCCGCACCAACACCACCCCACCCCAACUCCCGUACUUGACAUUUUGACCUCAAAUGUUAAUGUAGACUUGUUUGUUCUUCCACAAUGACAAGCCAUGUUGGAUUCUGUCGAAACAGUGUUAUUUACAACAACAACAAAAAACAACAACAACAAAACUAUUUUUAAGAGCCUCAACACAAUUAGAAUGCAUCAUAGCGGCCCAGACCAUGUGCACCAAGCUUACCUUGUCCCUUUGUCUCACUAUGUAUUGCAAGCUGACUUACAACCGGGGAGGUACUCAACAAGUUAAAGCAAUAUUCCAGCUAUAUGGUGCACAGGCCCUCGUGUGUU
Haliotis rubra (blacklip abalone) is the source of this 2302-nucleotide messenger RNA. Its product is annotated as arrestin domain-containing protein 2-like. The record is from RefSeq and is a predicted model, not a curated record. Gene Ontology annotation, cellular component: cytoplasm. The transcript is spliced from 7 exons. Gene Ontology annotation, biological process: protein transport. The coding region runs from base 236 to 1735 and encodes 499 amino acids. NCBI's taxonomy places the organism in Eukaryota, Metazoa, Mollusca, Gastropoda, Lepetellida, Haliotidae.